Molecule: messenger RNA, 1587 nt
Organism: Aspergillus glaucus CBS 516.65
Lineage: Eukaryota; Fungi; Ascomycota; Eurotiomycetes; Eurotiales; Aspergillaceae
Gene: swc5
Product: putative Swr1p complex component (Swc5)
Exons: 3
Coding region: 204-1259 (351 amino acids)
Source: RefSeq, a predicted model, not a curated record
CGUGUCUACAACAGGUCUCCACAGUUUUUGAUGCAUUUCAUUGGACAGAGAGCGCGUAUCAUAUACACCGCCCGGCAGAAUAUCUUUCGCGCUCCAUCGCAUCUAUUCCUGGGCACUAUCUACAUAGCACAGCUGAUAUUCCAUUGCUUUGUGCUUUUCGAUUUUAACCAAUCAUAACACGAGAGAACGUAUUGUGACGCGACAUGUCCGCGAAACCGGAAGACGUCGACCUCGAACUCGGCGACGAACCAUACGACUCCGCCGAAGAUGAAGAUUUCGAACUAGACGCAGCGCAAGACGAAGGAUCCGAGUUAUCCUCAGACUCCGAACCCGAGCCCGAUGUAGCUCAACAGCCGGCGAAGAAGAAACGCAAGACAGCACCAAAGGCGAAGAAAGUGACAAAGGAUGGGCAUAAAGAGGAGUUGGAUUCUGGCGACGAAGCGACCAUUCAGAAGGCCAAGGACAGGAAGCAGAGGAAGCAAAAGGGACAACAAGCUAAAGGGAAAGGCGGUGGUGAAGAUGAGGACGAGGAGGAAGAAGAAGAAGUUGACUUUGAUGAUGAGGACGAGGGUGGUACUGGGGGGUUUGUUCGAACGAGGGCCAUGAAGAUGCGGACACAAGAAGAGCGAAAACCACUUGCGAAAAUUGACGGCGCGACAGUCGACGUGAACGCGCUAUGGGAGAAGAUGAACGCCACCGAUCCCAGCACCGUCGCGCUUCCUACACAUACCGAAAAGGUCGACGAUACCCCAGCGCAGGAAGAGCAACCACCCAAAUACCCAGAAGAAAUGGUCAAAAUCAAACGCACUUACAAAUUCGCCGGCGAAAUGAUCACGGAAGAGAAAGUCGUCCCCAAAGACUCCGCCGAAGCAAAGAUAUUCCUCGCCCAAGGCGAGAACGUCGACGCCGUAACAACAGCCGACGUCGAAGCUGCCGCUAACGUCAAAGCCGUCCUCAAGCUCCGCCGACCGCUUCGCAAGGUUUCGCGAUUUGACCCCAACCCGACCGGUGCUAUCAAGAAGAGCUGGGAGAAGCAUCCAGUUGCGGAAGCGACGGAGGACGCACGGGGUCCGAAGAUCAACACUGUCGAGAAGUCGCGGCUGGAUUGGGCUGCGUAUGUGGAUCAGGCUGGGAUCAAGGACGAGCUUACGGUGCACAGCAAAGCGAAGGAGGGAUAUCUUGGUCGGAUGGACUUCUUGGACCGUGUGGAUGCGAAGAAGGAGGAGGAGAGGAGGAAUGUGAGGUUGAGGGGGCUAUAACGGUGUGUCUGAGGUUCACAGUCGCGAUUGCUCGUGCAUGCCGAUAAGGAUCCUGAUCGCUGUACGGGAUGAAAGAGAAGGUCAUCGGGAAGAUGGUCGUAAAGAUCAUGAAGAACUGAAACGUUCUUCCAGUCUCUGGCUUGAUACCGCCAGACCCAAGGCAUCGCUUGUUGGAUGGAGUCAGAAUCGAUACUGCUAGACUAUUGGUCUGCUCCGUACAAGACAUGGCUACACUACGUUGGAAUGAACCCGUUCAACGUACAGGCGCUACCAGGACAUGCCUAGUAUGAUGUCUUAUCUAAUUGAUCUGACGGAAGACUACACUUAU